UAAACAUUGGCUCCGUAUAAUAAAUUAGAAAUAAUAAGUCUAAGGCAAUAAAACAACGAAAAAAUGUAGCAAAAAGACAGUACGUUAUUGUGACUAUGUGUGAAAGUGUUUGCAAAAAUAAUUAUAAACAAACAGUGACGUUAUUGUGCUAAAAAAACAGUGAACUUAAUACAAGCUGACAUCAGCUGUUAAUGACUUGUGAAUAUAAAUUAAUCAACAAAAACUGUUACAGUGCUAUUUCCAUCACAAAUAUAGCUAAAAGAACUUAUUAUUUGUAAAUAUUGACUGUGUAAUCUUUAAAGUGACGGUAUUAAUAACUUUUGUGAGAAACAAUCUACCCGAUACCAGAAUCUUGUGUAUCUCGCACAACUGUUGGACUGCUAGCACUUUUUCGCCGCUACUAACUAUGAAUGCGCUGGCGUAGCGGUUGAGUAUAGUGACUCGGCGCGCCGUGCAAAAUCUGUGGAACCAAGUUCGAAUCCGGCCUAUUCUCGUUUUGGAUUUUUUCAAACAAAAAUACAAUUAUGAAUAACUCAAAGACAGAAAAUAUAACUUGCGCUCAAUGUCGCAAAGUUAUAAAACACAAGCAAUUUCUUAAAUGUUCUCGUUGUAAUUUGACAUAUGAUUUGAAGUGCACCAAUAAAGAAAAAUUGUACUAUUUGAUGGAUAAUGAACGAAAAUCUAAGUGGACUUGCGACAAAUGCAAUCGUAAAAAAUACUGCACGAAAAAGAACAAUAGCACUUCCAAUACCCCUGUACACUCUAAAUCUACAGAUAAAUGUAAAACUCAGAAUGAAAUAAGCAAUUUAUCAGCAGAAAAUAAUACUAAUCAUUCUCCUAUUUUGAUACCAACAUCGGCUGAUAAAAUUAACUUAUCGACUAAUCAAGAAGUCGAUAAUGUUACAUAUCGUAAGAAGCAGGCAAUAUUAGUGAAUGUUCCUACAUCUAACUCAUUCGACUCCUUACAAACUGAGGUAAGCGAAUAUGAAAAUGAAGACAUCUCUAGUAGUACACCCAAGAAACUAAACAGAAGCUGCCCAGAAAUUAUUGUUAAAAGUCACUUAGAUUACGAAGCUUUAAAAGCUAGGCUUGAUAACCUACAACAAAGGUUUGAAUCUGCUGAACAGCAAAUUGAGUUUCUCUUGUCAGAAAACUUUAGUUUAAAAAAGACAGUUGAAGAAUAUAAAUCCAAAAUAUGUAACUUAUCGUCAAUAUGCAAGAACACUGACCAACCAUCAGCAUCCAAAAGUAGACUACGCUCAGUGAAAAAAUCAACAAUUAAAAAUAGACGAACUAUUGAUGAUUCAAUCAUGGCUGAAUGCGUACACCCAUCGUCUCCAUCUCCAGUAACAUGCUCAGAAAAGCCAACGCAAUCGAAACUUUGCAUUAUAAGCUCUAACCAAAAUAACAACAUACUGAUGCCACUAUAAGUUACCACAUAGAGGCGUUCUGGAC
Messenger RNA from Ostrinia furnacalis (Asian corn borer), 1455 nucleotides. RefSeq lists its product as uncharacterized. The transcript has 2 exons. Bases 525 to 1430 code for a protein of 301 amino acids. NCBI's taxonomy places the organism in Eukaryota, Metazoa, Arthropoda, Insecta, Lepidoptera, Crambidae. The record is from RefSeq and is a predicted model, not a curated record.